GGUUACUCACGAGAUGUCCACUACAUUAGCUUCCACAAGAACGCUUUCGGUCGUCAAAGCAUCAACUUCGACACGAAAUGUGGGAAAAAAGUUCUCCAGUAACAGCGAUUUCAAGCAAAUACUGAAUCGUCUGAAGGUUGAAUUCGACAAAAAGUACAACAACCCAAAGGCGUCCACCAACGUGGGACUCAAUGAGUACGACGUGCUGAAAACCCUCGGAACCGGAGCAUUCGGGGUUGUGAAACUGAUCCGCCAAAAGGACCCCGAGCAAUACUUUGCACUGAAAAUACUUUCGAAGGAAAAAAUUAUCCGACACAAGCAGUUACAGCACACUCUCAACGAGAAACGAAUACUGCAGAGUGUGGCAUUUCCAUUUCUGGUAAACCUAGAGAGUUGCUAUAAGGACAAUUCCUUCAUAUACCUGGUGAUGCCGUUUAUCUGCGGCGGAGAGAUGUUUUCACUGCUAAGAAAGAAUAAACGUUUUGGAGAGGAGCAAUCGAAAUUCUACGGAGCUCAGGUUCUUCUGGCCAUCGAAUAUCUACACCACAUGAAUUUGAUAUACAGAGAUUUGAAACCGGAAAAUAUUCUUAUCGAUUCAAAGGGGUAUGUGAAAAUAACAGAUUUCGGAUUCUGCAAGUUGAUUAGGGAUCGAACCUGGACACUUUGUGGCACCCCAGAAUACCUAGCACCGGAGAUCAUCCAAGCGAAGGGCUAUGGGAAAAGCGUGGACUGGUGGUCAUUCGGUAUUCUAUUGUUCGAAAUGAUGGCCGGAUAUACACCAUUCUACACUCAUUCCAACGAUCAGAUGGUUAUGUUCGAGAAGAUUUGCAAGGGAAAAUUCAAAUUUCCUUCCAGCGUUGGUGGAGACUUGCGUAACUUGGUACAGAAUAUAGUGCAGGUUGAUCUGACGCGAAGAUUCGGGAACUUGAAGAACGGACCCAAUGACAUCAAGCAACACGCAUGGUUCCGUGGCACUAACUGGAUUGGAUUAAUGAACGCAGAAGUUACUGCUCCGUUCAUCCCGAAGGUUGGCGGUCCAGCCGAUACUUCCCACUUUGAUAUAUACGAUGAGCUUGAUAUGAAAGUGGCAUCGAAAUGUAUGUUCAUAAAAGAAUUUGUUGAUUUUUGAUCUGCUCUGAUAGUGCGAGUAAGUUUAUUGAAGAAAUAAUAAUUUAUAUAACGUUAAAUAAAAGAGAAAUUCAUUUAUAAGGUCUUUUCAAAAGAACAAUUCAUACCGUGUCAUAUGCUGUUAUGUUUGAAUCGUAAUAUUUUCAAUACUGCGGAAUCUUCAAGCUUAUGGCUCUACCAAACCUUGAGGUAAUUUUUCUCAUUGCAUUUUCCGGCUUACCAGUAUCGGUUCUACACUUAGGCAACUUUUUCUUAAGCUGACGUUUUAAACCGAAUUGUUUCUUGCUUGGACGCCCUCGUGUCGGCACUGAUCGAGGAUCAUCAUUGAUAACCAAGCGCCGCAUAUUAUCAAUAACGCCGGUCCCGGUAUCAUUUUGUUUGGCUACAUUAUUAACAUCCGUUGUAUAUUUUGUGAUGGGAUUGACCAAAACAUCGAUCAUUUUGUGCUCGUCAUCGGAAGUUGGGUUUGGUGUGUUAGGAGGAGCAGCAGUUUGCACAUUGUAGUAGCUUCUAUUUGGAACCAC
Toxorhynchites rutilus septentrionalis is the source of this 1652-nucleotide messenger RNA. Its product is annotated as cAMP-dependent protein kinase catalytic subunit beta-like. The coding region runs from base 14 to 1129 and encodes 371 amino acids. Lineage: Eukaryota; Metazoa; Arthropoda; Insecta; Diptera; Culicidae. The record is from RefSeq and is a predicted model, not a curated record. Gene Ontology annotation, cellular component: cAMP-dependent protein kinase complex; nucleus. Gene Ontology annotation, molecular function: ATP binding; cAMP-dependent protein kinase activity. The transcript is spliced from 3 exons. Gene Ontology annotation, biological process: peptidyl-serine phosphorylation.